Messenger RNA from Cryptomeria japonica (Japanese cedar), 4306 nucleotides. RefSeq names its product disease resistance protein RUN1. Gene Ontology annotation, biological process: signal transduction; defense response. NCBI's taxonomy places the organism in Eukaryota, Viridiplantae, Streptophyta, Pinopsida, Cupressales, Cupressaceae. Bases 169 to 4086 code for a protein of 1305 amino acids. The record is from RefSeq and is a predicted model, not a curated record. Gene Ontology annotation, molecular function: ADP binding. The transcript has 5 exons.
AAGUUCGACAACCUCUCACAUGAUCCACCCUUUUUGUACACAAAAACAGGCUAUUGAUUCCUCAAUAUGUGCGUUUACUAGACUCUCACCUUCACCUCCUCAAGAAGAAUCCUACUUUCAGUGGGCUAUCUUCAAUUGUUUCUUCCUGCGAAAGUUCAAUCCAGUUCAAUGGCAUCUACUUCUGCUUCUAACAUUGGGCGUCAAUCAGAGAAUGAGGUUACAAACGCUUCAAUGGAGAUUGCAGCAUCUCCAUCGACUUCUCCUAUUGCAAAAGUGGUAAGCCUAAUUUCAUGCUGCUUUGGUUGGUGUUCUCUCUUUCGUUCAAUGCGAUCAAUUCAAUCCAAUUCCAUAGCAUCUACAUCUAGCAGUAGUAAUCAGCCACAGAAUAUUGCAUCUACAUCUAGCACUAAUAGUCAGCCACAGAGUAUGGGAUCUACGUCUAGCACUAGCAGUCAGCCACAGAAUGAGGUUAUAAAUCCCUUUCAAGAAUUGGCACCAUCUUCGUCUACUGCUACAUCAUUAAUGCCAAUGAAAAAGUUACCUUACGAUGUAUUUAUUAAUCAUCGUGGCCCAGAUGUCAAACGCACACUCGCAACCAGUCUCUAUAAUACCCUUCAAGGAAUGGGGUUAAGGGCUUUUCUUGAUUCAGAAGAGCUUGAAUUGGGUGAUUCCUUGCCUAGAGAAUUAGAAGCAGUGAUGCGCCAUGCUUCGCUUCAUCUCGCUAUAUUGUCCAAGAGUUAUGCCCAAUCCCCAUGGUGUUUGGCAGAGCUUGCAUUCAUGCUCAAAACUGGCACCCGCAUUGUUCCUGUUUUCUACCAUGUUAAGCCUGAGGAUGUCCGAUAUGCAAAAGGAGACUUUGCUGAUGCUUUUGCCCGGCACGAACAGAAGCGUAGAUACAGCAUAGAAAAGCUCCAGGAGUGGAAGAAUGCCCUCUACAAUGUUUCCUUUAAUAUCGAUCACGUCGUUAAUACCCAGGAUCAGGAGGAAGUUCUGCUCAAGAAUAUUAUUAAUUCUAUUUUGCAAGUAAUAAAAGUUGUGCCAUUUGUGGCUGCCAAACAUCCAAUCGGUUUAGAUGAAGCUGUAAAAGACUUUGAAAUGACAACACUACAACCUGCUAGACUACAUCACACUGUCCAAAUUGUGGGAAUAUGGGGCAUGGGAGGUUCUGGGAAAACCACUCUUGCUAAACAAUUUUAUAACAACAUAUAUAGGACCAUGGAAAGGUGCUGUUUUCUAUUUGAUAUCAGAGAUGCUGCUACCAGGUGUGUAUUGCACAAAAAACAGAAAGAACUGCUGGAGGACCUUGGUCUCAAAGGCGUAGAAAUUAACAAUAUAGAAGAAGGGAAGACUAUGCUUGCCAGCCGAUUGAGAUCUGUUCGGGUGUUGAUUAUUUUGGAUGAUGUGGAUGAUGUGGACCAAUUGAAUGCUCUGUUGCCUACCACACACUAUCUUGGAUGGGAUAGUAUCAUUGUUGUUGCUACACGAGAGUUUGAAGUCCUUAGAUCUUGGGGGAUCAAAUUCAUAUACAAAAUGAAACAACUGGAUCCACCUCAUGCUAGACAACUUUUUUCCUGGCAUGCUUUUAUGCAACCGUCUCCAUAUAAAGGGUUUGAGAGUCUGGUUGAGAAUUUCAUUAGUGUUUGUGAUGGACUACCAUUAUCUUUAAAGGUUUUAGGAGCACAUUUACUUGGGAACUCCAACAAAGAUUAUUGGGAUGCUCAAUUGGUAAAGAUCUCUAGAAUACUGCCUCAUGACAUUAAGAAUAAGUUAAAAGUAAGUUAUGAUGUCUUAGAUGAUCAAGUGAAGGAGAUAUUUUUAGAUGUUGCAUGUUUUUUCAUUGGGGAGGAGAAAACAUUGGCAAUUGAUGUUUGGGAAGGAUCAAAUUGGAUUGGUCUUCAAAAUUGGGAGAGGCUUCUGAAUAAAUGUUUAGUUGAGCUUGAUGAAAAGAACUGCAUUAAAAUGCAUGAUCACUUAAGAGAUUUGGGAAGAGAAAUUGCAAAUCAGCACUCACCUUACCGUCUCUGGUCUCCACAACAGGUUAUUAAAGUUUAUCAAGAAGAGCAUAGAAUUCGUGUUCGAGGAAUAGCAUCUAAAACAGCUGCAUCCACAAAUGAAAUUGAGGAUUUCCCAAAAUGUUCGCCGGGCGGAGAGGUCAUAAUUAACACAAGAGGAGGAUGUUGCAGCCUCCCACCAUCUUCAAUGGGAUUGAAAAUUUUUCAGGUCAAAGGAGAUUAUCAUCAAAUAAUUGGUGAUGUGUCAGGAGAGUUGGUGAUGCUUCGCUGGUUUAACAUUGGCAGUAGCAAUCUUCGCUCAUUGGGUUCAUUGAAAAAUUUGAGGGUUUUAGAACUCCACGAAGAAGGCAAGGAUAAUCACUCAUUAGAAGAACUAUGGGAGCUUGACAGUGUUGCUCCUUUGCAGUUAAGAAGGUUAGUUGUUUCUGAAUGCACCGGUUUCAAAAAAUUGCCAAGUUCAAUUGGAUGUCUCAGUCAUCUGAAAAAACUAGUGGUUAGUGGUCAGAUUCAAAUGAGGAAUCUGCCAAGUGACUUUUGCCUUCUAAAAUCACUGGAGCACCUGAAAUUAGAUUGUCCUGAGCUAUCAUCACUACCCAGCGAUUUUGGCAAUUUGACAAACCUGCGGCAUCUACAAUUGUCUAGUUGUAAAGAAAUGAAGAUAUUGCCAGUGUCUUUUAAGGAGCUCAUACUCCUUCAACAUUUUCACCUGUCGAAUUGUGGUAAACUCACCUUAGAGCCAGAUAUUUUUGAAAACAUGUCAAAACUCGAGUAUGUGAACUUUUAUAGGUGCAAGCAAUUGGAAGAGUUGCCUGCUCACAUUACAAAUCAGGUCUCCUUGGGAGAGCUCCACUUAUAUGGUUGCGAGAGGUUGAGGGAGGUUCCAGUGAACAUCUGUCAAAUGAGCAAGUUGAGAAUGCUGGAGAUAGGGAGUAAAUUGUUGAAAAGCUUGCCCACCUCACUUGGAGAUUUGUCCUCCUUGACUACUCUUCAGAUUGAAUUCUGUCCUGAGCUGCAGUGUCUACCAGACUCUUUGGGUUUUCUCGACCGCUUGGAGAUAUUACGCAUAAUCUUUUCAGGAGUGGAACUUUUACCAAAUUCAGUUAAGCAACUUUCUAAUCUUCAUACUCUGCAUAUAUUACAAUGUCCAAUCAGAGAAUUCGAACUAGGAGCAGGGUCGCUUACUUCUUCCUUGUGUAACCUAAACCGGAUUUGGCUAUCGGAUAUAGAAGUGCCCAUGAUUUCUAUCUCCCAAGAAUGUUGCCCUGCCCUUGAGAUUCUUGAAAUUGAAGAUGAUAACAAUCUAACAGAGAUAGGCAUCCUACCACGUACACUUCAAUUCCUGGCGAUAAAGAGGUGCCCCAAGUUGGAGGCGCUUCCCUGUUUCUCACAAUUGACUUCUCUCAACAAUUUUGAUCUCAGAGAUUGCUAUGGAGUUAAGAAAAUACGAGGUUUAGAACAUUGUAGAGCACUUGAGAUGUUAAGAGCAGAUACCAAGUGGGAUGUUGCAGGCAUAGAUAGUUUGGUGCACCUGAAAAGAUUGUGGAGAGUGCGACUCAGAGCAAAUAGGAAACCAGGUGUUGAAGCUUGCAUUCAAAGUAUGAAGAAAUCAAUAGGUGAGAUAAUAGUAUGUACGCAGGCUGUCCCUGAUGCGGCCUCCCUUGUAGACUCCUUUGCCUUUCCGACUCGAUGUAACAUUCGCUCCUUCGCUACCCAGACUCUAUGUGACAUUCGUACCUUAACUACCCAGAAUAUUGCAUCCGAACCAAAAUUGGUGAAGGAGAAAUUACCCAGUGGAGAUGCCGUUAUUCUAUGUGCUGUUGUAAAUUGUAUUGCUCCAUGUAUGAAACUGAAGGUACAUUCAAUGUAUAAAACAAAUACAGUGGAGUUGGAGGAAGGGAGAUGGGUAUGGAUAGGAAUCUUCACACAACGUUCUGGGUGGUAUACAGCAGAGGAUUACAGUAUAAGCAGAUUGGAUUCAGGCGAAGGUGAAGUGGAGAAAGGAUUGCUUGUGACGGGAUCAGAGAAGACAAUUGUGGAGGUUUUCAAGAGAUUGUGGACUCUUCUAGGAAAUUGACAUUGAAAUGUUGCAUUGCUAUUAAUAUAAGAGAUGCAGAGGAGCUUGAUUCCCUGCUAGUAAUGCUGGCUUGUCAUGAAAAUUUUCAAACUAGAAUGACAUUUAAUAUGUGCGUACUUGGUUAUGUAAAUUAUACAAAGGACUUAUGUUCCUGAAAUUAUCAAUCUUACCCAUAGCCAUGCAAAUUGAUAGAUGGAUAAAUAAAAUGCUGCAGAGUCCA